This is a messenger RNA of Chilo suppressalis (striped riceborer), 3831 nucleotides long. The record is from the annotation of a GenBank genome assembly. Lineage: Eukaryota; Metazoa; Arthropoda; Insecta; Lepidoptera; Crambidae.
UACCGCGGAGCGCAGUUGUCUAUAAGGACUCGGAAGUGAUAUCUUACAAGAUAAGUUGUACCACUUCGAAGGGUGGACCAAACGCAGCGAUAAUAGAGCGACUAAACGGUGUCGCAGUCGCUGCGACACAAGCCAACACGCUUGUAUGGGAGACAAUACGACUGCACCGAGUGUACUGACCACAGCCUUGAUGGUCCUCAGCCAAAACAAGCCUAACACCCUCAAACUCAACAGCGUGGCCCGCCAGGCGAGCCGCUACUCCGCCAGAGAUCCGAGAUUAAGAUAAUUCCUCAUCCACCACUCAACAACCUCAGUAUUAUUUGGUAUUACACACCUUAGAUAAUAAUGGACUUAGAGUGGGAACAGCCCAAUGUAGUGAUCAGAUGUACCAGGACACCAAGGAUUAAAGAAGUCAGAGAUGGGGCAGUCAGGGCUUCUCUACUGUCUGAUUCUACAUCUGGUAUUGUUAAAGGGGAAGAAGAUGACACUACCAGCAAUGGAACUGCUUCGUUCUCCAGCCCUGAUCUAGAGUUCAGCACAAAAGACCAAGUUCAACAACGACCACAAGAUAAUACAAAUAUAAAAAAUGAAAAAGAAUUAACACUCCUUUUUGAUAGUAAAAGGAAAACAAAUAUGGCUCCAGAUGACGAUUCUGAGUGUGAUGUUGAAGAAGAGACAGAUAUAUCUGAAAAAGAAAUGAAAGUAGGUAUACCAGAUGGUGGUUGGGGAUGGGUUGUUGUUAUGUCAUCAUUCAUUAUUUCCAUGAUAGCGGAUGGUAUAAGUUUUUCUUUUGGUUUGCUUUACAUUGAAUUCUUAGAAGAGUUUCAAGCCAGCAAAUCUACUACAGCUUGGAUCGGCAGUUUAUUCAUAGCCGUGCCGCUUCUCUCUGGACCUGUGAUGAGUGCACUUGUCGAUAGAUAUGGAUGCCGCAGUAUGACUAUCUUGGGGGGACUUAUUUCUACGCUUGGAUUUAUUCUGGCUUCAGUUUCGACUACUUUGGAGAUGAUGAUGAUCACUUUCGGAGUUAUCGCUGGCUUGGGACUAGGAUUGGUAUACGUGACUGCAGUUGUGUCAAUUGCUUACUGGUUUGAAAAGAAAAGAAACUUAGCAGUUGGUUUAGGAGCCUGUGGAACUGGUGUUGGCACUUUUGUAUAUGCUCCCAUGACUCAGUAUUUUAUAGAAGAAUACGGCUGGAGAGGAACUAUACUUUUGCUUUCUGGUACACUUCUGAAUUUGUGCGUUUGUGGUUGUGUGAUGCGGGAUCCAGAAUGGUGGAUUUUGGAACAGAAGAAACAGAAUAACAGUGACGAGAAACUUAUUAAGGAUGACGAAAAAUCGAAAAAUUCUAGCUACGCGUCUAUUUCCAAUCCAUAUGUAUUAGAUUUUGAUGUACCGACAAGAGGAAAGGUUAUGGAUGGUUUGAUCAAAAAAGGUGUAAAACCACAGAAAGUAAUAAGUCAGGAGGCUGCCAGCAUAAGGCGCCAUCAGAAUCUGUUAUUAUUGAAAAAUAAACGAUCUAUGAAGAAAAGAUCCCAAUCAGUAGUGGAUUUGCCUUCUUAUUUGACUUAUAGCGAUAAGGUCUCCCUCUCAAUGCUAGAUGCUCUAAUAAAAUCAACGAGUAAGGAGUACGAUAUCGAAAUAAAAUAUCCAAAGUUCGCUAUUACUGAAUACAAUAAGCCCAGGAAAUGCCCUGUCACUUCAAAGGGAAACAACGAACUGCCGGUUAUAAUACCAAAGCAAUUACUUACACGUACUCGAUCCGAAAAAUAUGAAGAGACUAACGAGAAACAUCCAUUUGAAGAUUAUCAAUUGAAGAAUGCUAAAACAAAUUUUGUAUUCAGAAAAUCUAAAUCUGAAUCGAGAGAAGAUAAAGAGUUGGUGAAGCAAGACAGCAAGGAGAACAAGCGAGACUGGUUGAAGAAACAGCUCUCUGUGAAUCACCAUUAUUUGAAAGAUUUGAAAAUGCCUCUAAAUUCUAUAAGCCAUAGAAAUGCUAUGUUGAACAUAAAACGAUAUAGAUUGAAAGCAUCUUCGUGUCCCGAUAUAUUUAAGAACUCAAUGAUAACUAUUGUUGAAAAAGAAGAAAACUGGUACGAUGAUUGCGUCACUUGUCUUUCUGACAUGUUCAAUGUGAAUCUAUGUAAGAAGAUGACCUUCAACUGCAUGUGUCUCGGGACUAUUAUUUUGUUCAUCUGGUUCAUCGUGCCUUACUUUUACCUGGCCGAGCACAUGAUCCACAAGGGUUUUAGCGAAGACGAUGGCGCUUUUAUGCUCAGUUUGAUUGGAAUCACAAAUACAAUCGGAAUGGUCGGCCUCGGCUGGAUAGGGGAUUUCCCUAAAGUGUCAAUUGGUCCUUUGUACGCUAUCUGCUUAGUUUUGUGUGGCGCUUCAGUUGCGUUGAUACCAAUAGCAGCGACCAACUAUUGGCUUCUGGCCGCUGUGUCUUCGGCAUUCGGGCUACUCUUUGCGGCCUCCUUCACUUUCACACCGAGUUUACUGGUGAAACUCGUGUCCUUGGAAGACUUCACCACAGCUUACGGUCUGGUGCUGCUGGCUCAAGGUAUUGGACAUCUGAUCGGGCCGCCACUGUCAGGCUUGAUUUACGACCUGACGUCGUCUUGGGAGCUGGCGUUCUACCUGGCGGGAGGUUGGAUCAUCGUAUCAGGAGUGCUGAUCUCCUUCAUUCAGCCCCUCAAGAAGUAUGAGCAACGGCGUGAUGAGAUGGCUGAAAGAUGCAGCACCUCUAGUAUGGCGUAGAAGAUGUGGUCAUAAAACAGAUAGGUAUAGGAGUAGGCAAAGAUAUUAAAAAUCAUUAAUAAAAAAAAGCGUGUGUGUCUUGAGCCGCAGAAGAUGUGAUAACUUAAACUAAUCUAAGCGGAGUUGCGGGUUAGAGUGAGAGAGAAGGAGCCUGCCUACCGCUACCGUAUGCGUGAGAGGUAGGGAAGCCAGACAGAAUGGCGCCGUAACGCGUUACGUAACGAAGCGGUUUACCCUCCCAUGAGAAGUUACCACUUCAAAAAAGUGUUAUCUCGGCUGCGAAUCGCGAAUCAGCAGGCGAGUUUUUUACCACUGAGCCGCUGAUGCUUGUUGGUAAGGUCCGGUUAAUAUUGUUAUUAACCGGACCUUACCAACAAGUAAGGUAAGGUCCGGUUACUAACAAUAAAAAAUGUAAUGCGUCCUGCUUAAGAUUUAGGUAUUCCUUUCAAAAAUGAAACAUUCUAAGCACAGUCAUAUAUUUUUUCCAUUUUUUGUCAUCUACCAUAUUUUUAGAAGUAACAGUUUCGAAAAGACGUAGGUACCUACUCUAAAAUACAGUUUUGUCCUCUUUUCCAUGUAGGCGUACUUUAUAAUCUUCGACACCAAUAAAGCUAAAAUACUCUUAUUUACUUUUAUUAAAUAAUUUGUUGUCAGAACAAAUGACCAAAAAAAAAACUCUAUUUUAUACUGGGCACUUUAUUUUUAUUCUAUUAAAAACGAAAAAAUACUUUAUUCACCCUAAAAAUGGUGGCAACCCUAAUCCUAGCGCUAACGCUGAGCGUAGGUAUUAAAAGUGAAGUAAAUACAUACUUAAGUUUGAUUUCGAUACCUAUCUGUUUGGCCUAUGAGAUGGCUGAGAGAUGUAGAAUCUCCAGUCGCCAGUUGCGUACCACAAGCACCACAAUUUACACUUUAUCACGUUUUUAUCGCGUCUAACUGUCAAAUUCCAUAGUAAUUCGACAAUUACGCGUGAUAACAACGCGUUAGCGUUUAGCGCAGUGCGCAUGUUAGGGAGGCUGUAUGGCGUAGAGUUUUACCACCUAGGAAUAUAAGAAAAUGACAUUAUAUACAUGC